Molecule: messenger RNA, 579 nt
Organism: Ziziphus jujuba (common jujube)
Lineage: Eukaryota; Viridiplantae; Streptophyta; Magnoliopsida; Rosales; Rhamnaceae
Exons: 2
Coding region: 1-579 (192 amino acids)
Source: RefSeq, a predicted model, not a curated record
AUGUAUUGGACCCGUCAAGAUCAACUUUUGUUUGGAUCCUUAUUGGCUUCCUUGUCCCGUGAGCUUGCUCCCAUGGUUGCUACGGCCAAGACUUCCCGUGACCUUUGGAAUAAACUCUCUGUCACCUAUGCUAAGCCAUCAAGAGCACGCAUUAUCCGGCUCCGGGAGAGGCUUGUUAAACCUCAAGGAUCUCGAAAUAUCACAAACUACAUGUUUGAUAUUAAAGGGGCAGCAGAUGAACUUGCUUUGCUUAAUGCACCACUCAAAGAUGAGGAAAUCACCAUCUAUGUUAUCAAUGGUCUAAAUUCUGAUCUAAAAGAAAUUUCUGCAGCUAUUCGUUCAAGAGAUACUGAAAUUUCCUUUGAAGAUCUACAUGAGCGGCUGUUGGAAUAUGAGGCAUACCUACAUAAGACAGAUUCUCAAAUCCAUGAUGAUUCCCUUGCUGUUGCUCAUGUUGCAAACCGAAACAUCAACUCUUCUAAUUUUGGUCGUACUUUUUCCAAGAAACCAGAAAUUACCGUGGAAAAUGUCAGUUUUGUGACCAGCUUGGUCAUUCUGCAAAGUUUUGCCCUCAACUGA